Messenger RNA from Adineta steineri, 2229 nucleotides. Lineage: Eukaryota; Metazoa; Rotifera; Eurotatoria; Adinetida; Adinetidae. The record is from the annotation of a GenBank genome assembly.
AUGAAUCAAGAAAAAGAUGCAGAUGAUUUUAGAAUAAUUUAUAAUGAAUUAAUCGAAGAACGAGAUAAAUUACAAAAUGAGAUUAAUUUUUUACGACGAGAUCUUGAUAAUAGCACAUUAAAACAAAAUGGAUUCGAUAGACAAAUUCAUGAAAAAAACGAACAAAUUCAAAGUUUACAUGAAAAAUUAACUCAAGCAAAACAGGAAAAUAUUAAAGAAGCAAAAAAACGAGAACAAAUUCAACUUGAACUUAAAACCAAUCAAGAAAAUUUCGAAUAUAAAAAUACAGAAUUAAAAGCUCAAAUCGUUCUAUGUAAAACUCAACAACAAGAAAUACAAAAAUCGCACGAACAAGUAAGAAAAUUAAAAGAAGAUAAUGUUCGUUUAACAAAAGAUAAUCAAAUUCUUCAAAUACAUUUUGAUGAAAUUCAAUCACAAUUAAAAGAAGUUAUUACAACACAUCAGAAAAAUAUUGAUGAUCGUGAAUAUUAUCGAAAUGAAUCAAAAAAAAAAGAUGAUGAACUUAUUCAAUUACGUAAAGAAUAUGAAAAAGAACAAAAGAAAACAAAUGAUCUUGAAAAAAAUUUACGUUUAGUUAAAAAUCAAAUAAAUGAAAAUGAUCAAGAACAUAAACAUUUACAUUCAACAAUAUUAUUAUUACAACAAGAUAUAGAUCAAUUUAAAAAACGUCAAAAUCAAUAUCAAAAACAAAUUGAUACAUUAACACGUGAACGUGAACAAUUGAAUAAAACACAUCAAAUAAUAAUUGCGAAUAAUCAAAAACAAAUCGAACAAAUGCAAAAUGUUGAUCAAUCAAGAAGAAGUUUAGAACAAGAUAUUAUACAUUAUCAAGAAGAAGCAAAUAAACAAAGAAAUAUUAUUCUUAAAUUAGAAAAAGAACGAGAUCGAUAUAUAAAUGAAGCUACUCAAUCUGCCAGUCAAAUUCUUGAAUUAAUGGGAGAUGUUAAAAAGAGAGAACUUGAAAUAUUUAAUCAAAAUAAAACAAUUUCAGAAUUAGAAGCACAUGCAAAACAACAACAAAGUUUAUAUGAAACAGCUCGAACUGAUCGUAAUUUUUAUUCAAAAAAUUUAAAUGAAUCUAAAGAUGAAAUUGAUGAAAUACAACGUAAAUCAAAAAUAAUCAGCCAUCAAAUUGAUCAAUUCAAACAAGAAGUACAAAUAAAAGAACAAAAUUUCGUUAAUUUACAAAUCGAAUAUAAUAAAAUAAAAAAAGAUAAAGAAGAUUUAAUAUUAAAUAUUGAACAAUUAAAACAAGAAAUUAUUCGAAAAGAACAAAUGCAUACAAAUCAACAAAUACAAUAUAAAACUUUAGAUAAAGAAUUAUCAAAAACAAAUAAUAAAACAAAUAGACAAACAAAACAAUUACAACAAAUAAUCAGUGAACGUAAUAUUGUCGGUUCACAACUUAUUCGUCGAAAUGAUGAACUUGCACUUCUAUAUGAAAAAGUUAAAAUUCAAAAUUCAGUAUUAUAUAAAGGCGAAAUUCAAUAUAAAGCUCGUCUUGAAGAUAUACGUAUAUUAAAAUUAGAAUUAAAAAAAUUACAUCAUGAAAAAUAUCUAUUACAAAAUCAAAUACCAAAUAUAAAUGAACUUAAACAGGAAUUAUUUCAUAGUCAACGUGAUUUAACACGCGAACGUAUACGUUGUCGAGCAUUAGAAGAUGAAUUAGAAAAUCCAAUGAAUAUACAUCGAUGGAGAAAAUUAGAAAUAACUGAUCCAUCAACAUUUGAAUUAAUACAAAAAAUUCAAUUCCUACAAAAAUCUUUAAUACAAAAAACAGAAGAAGUUCAACAAAAAGAAUUAUUAAUACAAGAAAAAGAAAAAUUAUAUGAUGAACUUAAACGUAUUUUAGCUCGUCAACCUGGUCCAGAAUUAGUCAAACAAUUAUCGAUUUUUCAAGAAACACUUAAAGUUAAAACAACACAUAUAAAAUGUUUAAUUAGUGAAAUGAAUAUGUAUAAAACUGAAAUAGAUAAUUAUAAAUAUGCAACUGAUAAGCUUAAUCAAGAAUUAAAUGAAGUACGACAGAAAUAUUUUCAACAAAAGAAAAAAGAAUCACAAACUAAAGAAAAAGAACGUCUUGCUCAAACAGAACAAGCAGCAUUACCUGAUCUUGUACAACAAAAUCGAUCAAAUGGUCAAGUUCGAUUUGCUGGUGGAGGUUUCAAACUUCAAUCUACGCCAAAAUCUUCUAUUGUUAAUAUUUAA